AUGCGUCGCCGGAAGCCGAUCGAAGGCUUCAUUCUUUGCGGAAUUUUCUUCUGGACAAUAAUCGCCCAUCUCAUCUCGACAUGUUUGGCCAUCCAGCUCGAGGAGCGGAUGGAGAUCGUGCGCAAAGUGCUGAAGGAAGUGCCUUUAAUCGAUGGUCACAACGAUCUGCCAUGGAAUAUACGGAAGUUUCUCAAGAAUCAGCUACGAGAGUUCCGAUUUGGCGAGGACCUACGCGACAUCACACCCUGGUCGACGAGUGCCUGGAGUCACACGGAUCUACGACGCUUGAAGGAAGGCAUGGUUUCAGCACAGUUUUGGUCGGCCUAUGCGCCUUGCUCGUCGCAACAUUUGGACGCAGUGCAAUUAACGCUGGAGCAGAUCGAUCUCAUCCGGCGGUUAGUAAACCUUUACCCGCAGCACAUGGCGUUAGUUACGACUGCCGAUGGCAUCGAAGAGAGCCAUCGAUCGGGCAAGCUAGCCAGCUUGAUCGGGAUCGAGGGUGGACACUCGAUCGGUACGAGUCUCGGUGUACUGAGGACCUUCUACCAGCUAGGUGCCCGGUAUCUCACACUCACCCACACCUGCAACACACCGUGGGCGGACUGCUGCAAAGUUGAUGAGCCAGGGCGUGUGCCCCACAUCGGGGGACUGUCACACUUCGGUACGCUCGUCGUGACCGAGAUGAAUCGGCUCGGCAUGAUCGUGGAUCUGUCCCACGUGUCCGUACCGACGAUGCUGGAUGCACUGGCCACCUCGAAGGCACCGGUCAUCUUCUCACACUCUUCCGCCCAUGCCAUCUGCAACAGCUCGCGCAACGUUCCGGACCAUGUGCUGAAGCGAAUCGCCGUUAACGGGGGUCUGGUCAUGGUUGCAUUCUAUCCCCAUUUUGUGAGUUGUGGCGAAAAGGCAACACUGAAGGAUGUAGUGGCGCACAUUAAUCACAUCAGAGACGUGGCAGGCGUUGACCAUGUCGGGAUUGGAGCCGGAUAUGACGGGGUGAAUUUAGUACCGCAAGGUUUAGAGGAUGUCUCCAGGUAUCCUUACCUGUUCGCAGAACUGCUAGAAUCAGAACGGUGGACCGAGGAGGACAUAGCGAAGCUAGCCGGUAGAAAUCUUAUACGAGUUUUCCGACAGGUGGAGCAGAUACGGGAUCAACUCGAAGCCCAGGGAAUGCUUCCCAUCGACCAAUCGAUACCACCGGAAGAUAUUCUCGGUCGCUCGUACUGUCGCUAUUCGGGUCCGCGUACGUGA
This is a messenger RNA of Anopheles moucheti, 1251 nucleotides long. Its product is annotated as dipeptidase 1. The record is from RefSeq and is a predicted model, not a curated record. Gene Ontology annotation, molecular function: metallodipeptidase activity. The transcript is spliced from 8 exons. Bases 1 to 1251 code for a protein of 416 amino acids. Lineage: Eukaryota; Metazoa; Arthropoda; Insecta; Diptera; Culicidae. Gene Ontology annotation, biological process: proteolysis.